GAGGGGGUGCAGCCCGUGCUGCUUCGUUAUUCAUAAUAAGGAAGUGCGGUUCAAUUGGCGCCAAUCUGCCAUACACUCUCACGGAGUUUCAUCCUAAAAAAAUGCCUGGCACUCCAGAAAUAUACACGGAAGAAGCACAUGAAAAGGAAGGCUGCAACAAGGAGCAGAAGACGUUUGGUAUUUUCUGUGAUGAACGUGGGUAUCUGGAUCAGAUUGAGUACAUCUUGCAGUACGGCCGCAGGAAGGGAGACCGAACCGGGACAGGAAUCGUCUCCGUGUUCGGUGCCCAGGCCAGAUACAACCUGCGAGACCAGUUUCCCUUGCUGACGACCAAGAAGGUGUUUUGGAGAGCGAUCCUUGAAGAGUUGCUGUGGUUCAUCAAGGGAUCAACAAAUGCCAAGGAGCUCUCCAAGAAAGGUGUGAAGAUUUGGGAUGCCAAUGGAUCACGGGACUUCCUGGACAGUCUUGGGUUCACAGACAGGGAAGAGGGCGACCUGGGACCUGUGUAUGGUUUCCAGUGGAGGCACUUUGGUGCAGAGUACACAAACAUGCAUGCAGAUUACACAGGACAAGGUGUUGACCAGCUGCAGAAAGUCAUCAGCACCAUCAAAAAUAAGCCAGAUGACAGACGGAUCAUUAUGUGUGCAUGGAACCCCAAAGACCUGCCGCUUAUGGCUCUGCCUCCCUGCCAUGCCCUGUGCCAGUUCUACGUGUGUGAUGGCGAGCUUUCUUGUCAGCUGUACCAGCGCUCGGGUGAUAUGGGCCUUGGGGUGCCAUUCAACAUCGCCAGCUAUGCACUUCUUACCUACAUGAUUGCACACAUCACAGGACUCAAGCCAGGCGACUUUGUUCACACUCUGGGAGAUGCUCACAUCUACCUCAACCACAUAGAACCUCUGAAAGUACAGCUUCAGAGGGAGAUCCGACCCUUUCCCAAGCUGAAAAUCCUGAGAAAUGUAGAGAACAUCACUGAUUUCUGUGCAGAGGACUUUGAAAUCUGUGAUUACAACCCUCAUCCCACAAUUAAGAUGCAGAUGGCUGUGUAAAAGUCACUACUUUGAGGAAAAAUAUGGUGUGUGUAUGUUUGGAAAGUGCUUUUAGAAGCUCUCCCAUCACCUUCAGGUGUAUGCACUGCCUAGUGUCUCCUUCACUUGUUUUCAGAAGGGCUGUGCACGUUUUAAAAAACUGAGUUAAUCUGAAUCAUAAAAGAGAGCUAAGUGGGUAACUUUAUGAUUUUUUUUUUUUUAGUGGGCUAACACUUUAAAUCAUAUCAAGUUCUUACAAAAAGUGUUUUUACUUCUCUUACUGUGUUUUGGGUAAUAGAAUUGCUGUUGUGUAAAGUUCUACUAGAGGGGGAAGGUUUCAGUUGCUUGGAACAAAUGUCUGGUUCAGUUUCUUCAUUUUACAUAUAAUUAAAGGCUAAUUUG
This is a messenger RNA of Monopterus albus (swamp eel), 1427 nucleotides long. RefSeq names its product thymidylate synthetase (gene tyms). Gene Ontology annotation, molecular function: thymidylate synthase activity. The coding region runs from base 102 to 1046 and encodes 314 amino acids. Lineage: Eukaryota; Metazoa; Chordata; Actinopteri; Synbranchiformes; Synbranchidae. The record is from RefSeq and is a predicted model, not a curated record. The transcript is spliced from 8 exons. Gene Ontology annotation, biological process: dTMP biosynthetic process. Gene Ontology annotation, cellular component: mitochondrion; cytosol.